This is a messenger RNA of Cladophialophora carrionii CBS 160.54, 3108 nucleotides long. RefSeq lists its product as uncharacterized. The transcript has a single exon. Lineage: Eukaryota; Fungi; Ascomycota; Eurotiomycetes; Chaetothyriales; Herpotrichiellaceae. The record is from RefSeq and is a predicted model, not a curated record. Bases 1 to 3108 code for a protein of 1035 amino acids.
AUGUUCAACCCGACUGCCGGUGAAUAUUUUGGCGAGACGUGGCAGAGUCGCAAACCUGGGAAGAGUGGUGAUGCUGUCGCAGUCUCUGUACACUACAUGAAAGCAGGCACGCACUCCGCCGCGAGGUCAGCGGAAAACAUUACAACGCAGUACAUGACCCAAGUCUCGCGACCCACCACACGUGAAAGACGACCUGACACUGCCGUUCAAGAAGUGCCUUCGUUGGAUCCUUCUCCUGGGGCCAAUGCGCCCACACGUGGAAGGAGUCACAGGAGUCCGACCCAGAAGACUAUGCUCUCGAAAGCGUUGGCGGUUGCGAACAAUGCAGUGUUGCUCGACAAUGCUCAGAAUAUCGAGGGCGCCAUUGAGGCAUAUGCUGAAGCAUGCGAUCUGCUGCAACAAGUCCUGAUACGCAGUUCCAUAUUGGACGACCGGAAAAGACUGUCCGAUAUCAGAAAUGCAUACUCGAAGAGGAUUGCUGAUCUUCACGACCUUGACGAUUCUUUCUCGGAGCUAAUGGAGAAAGCUUUACCUGAAGAUCCGCCAUUCGACGAAACCAACCAUUCCUUUUUCGCUUCUCAUGACACGGACCUGAACACCGCCGAGGUGCUGGAAUCCGUCCAAAUACCUCCUCGGCUGGAAUCCAUUCAGAUACCCCCUAGGCUGGAAUCCAUCCAAAUACCUCCUAGGCAGGAAUCCUUGUUGCCAGAAAUAUUCGGCGGAGACUCAUACACCAGUGAUACAGGUCGAAAAAGGCCUCGCAUACCCAGUCUGACUUCUCCCAUGGAUUCACAAUACAUGCCGCCACCUCUUUCACCUCGUAGGCCUGCCUCUCCAGCCUCGGAUCGAGACAGCAACACACCGCUUGGUCCCGUCAGACCCUCUGAACCUGCCAAGACGACAUCUCAUGCCCGAGAAGAUAGUACGGAGUCUAUUUCAUGGCUCGAUACUCUUGAGGACGGCGAAUCAUCCACGUCGCGGUCCUCACGGUUGUCGUCGGUCGAUUACGGCAUCCACGACAAUCAGAAUCUCGACAAGUUCGAAGCAGAGUUCGAUGCCGCUCUCGAUGCUGCUGUCGAUGCUGCCUAUGAUGAUGAUCUGACCGAAGAGCCUACCCCUAGACCUGACAAGAUCGGGCAAGAGUUCCACGAGGACCUCACCAGUCCUAUACUUCCACUGGAAUCUGCCUUCAAGGAUCCUUCCACUCAGUCAUCUGAGUCCGAGUUGACCAGAGAGUAUGACGAGGGAGACUCAUCGGACGAAGAAGAGAGGCUGCUGGAAGAGAUGACGAAGGGUUUUGUCUUCGACGACUUCUCAUUCGACAACAAAUCGAAAUCGGCGCUACCUCGACAGUCGGAUUCAAGCACGUUCUCGGGCAGGACAUGGACAAGCUCGCUCCCAUCAACAGUUGCGACGAAUAACACCGCCCUGAGUACCCUCGCCGAGUCAAAUGAAGCUCCAACAGAAGUCUCUCCUCGCCCGAUUCCUCCAGCGAAAGAUACUCCUCCCUUGUCAUCCCCGUCCAAGGCGGCACUCCCUCCAACCCCUUCCGCGGUGCCACCGACAAAUGAAGGCAGCAGACCGAUCAGUCUGGAAAAGUAUGGGGGGCUAAACAUUCGCGAGCGAAGGUUUUCCGGCCGCAACGGAGAACAGCUUAAGAUCGAGACUUUCGCCCGACGUAACUCUUCCACCUUGCCGAAGCCGGUCGUGGCACCCCCAUCCGUGCCGGAACUGGAGAUUCCUUCUGAGCAGCCCAAAGCUCCUCUCACUGCACCGCUCGAGCCCAUAUUGCCAGCCCUCGCACCGCUCACGCCUAUGGCCUCGAUGCCUUCCAACGACUCCGUUCAGAGUGAGUCGCCCGCCACCCCAGCCUUGACACAGGGCGGUUCUCAAGGCAGUAUCGAUGAUUCUGUGGCCAUGCCACCCUCACCAGCAAAAGUAGGCAAGAUGCUACCUCCCCCCACGGUAGUCAAGAAGAAUCUGUCUUCGUCGAGCUUGAGAGUGAGGAAUCUAUCAGUCGCAACCACCGAAACGAAUGGCGAGUCUCCGAUCACGCCGCUCAGUGCAGGUUUUGGUACAGAGGCCAGAAGGCUCGCCCCUCCAUUGCCGUCAGCUGCCUUACCCACACCUUCCACAGCCGCCUUUGGUCCGCAUCUGUUGCAGACUGGUGGAAUGUACUUGUUCGAUGACCUCGUCGGACUCCCCAGCUCACCCACAACACCUCGAAGUCCGGAUGCGCCAAGAUCAUCCGCUCCACAAUCCCUCGAACCUUGUCCAGAAUCUUUCCUGCUCCGUCCAUUCUGGUUGAUGCGAUGUUUAUACCAGACACUUGCUCACCCUAGUGGUGGCUACGUUACCGCCAAGCUGUUCAUUCCUCGUGAUAUUUGGCGGGUGAGGAAUGUCAAGCUCAAAGCUCUUGAGGAUAAAGUGGCGCAAUGCGACCUGUUGACAGCAGCUCUGCUGAAGCUCGCCAAGGUCGACACUUUUGAUGCGGAUGCGGUACUUGAAGAAUUGCAAUCAUUCGAAUCCGUACUGGAUCAAGUCCGAAGUACACUGCAGAAGAAGAUUAGCAGUGACGUGGGCUUCUCAAGUUCUUCAAGUCUGUUUAAAUCAGCCGGCGAAGACCUUGAAGCUGGUAAAUCCGGCAAUGCUGCGGCCAAAUCUAUUGCGUCUAGCUGGCGCAAACUUCGGUCCAAGUCCAGUGCUCCUGCCAUGGGCAAUCAAAAGGAUGCUUGGGCACAAGGCCCGACGAUGGCUUCCCUGCCAAUGACCUCGUCCUCUUCCGUUCCGUCAUCUCGGUCGCAUCUGAAUCGCAAGAUCGCGCCGCCGCCCACACCCACGGAGUUGACGAAUAUCCCCGCUGUCCAUGCGGCAUAUAUGUCUAGCCUGGCACGUCUCUUUGACGCGGCACAAGUGCUGGAUGGGAUUGCACGUCAAGUGGAAGACCCUGGCUUGAAAUGCAGCAACAAGACUCAGGUUGGUUUGGAGCUGGGUGUCAAGAACGCCGCGGAAUUUUUCGCGUUCUUCGUGAUCCGAUUUGUGAUGGCGGAUCUGAUGCUGUUGGUCGAUAAGUUUCUCAAGAGGGGGAGCGAAUGGGUAUUGACCUGA